AUGGCGACUCCUUUAAAACAUAGAAGUAGCAUCUGGAAUCAUUUUCAAAUAAAACGGGAUGAUGACACAAAAGCGACUUGUUUAUAUUGCAAUGUCAGCGUUUCUCGUGGUAGCAAAGCAGUUUCAUCGAAGGGCUUCACGACAUCUAACAUGUGGACACACGUGAAGCGCUAUCACGAAAAGGAGUUGGAAAAAGACACCCCAGGUACCUCAAGCGCCGACGGUGGCCCGCCGCCUAAAAAACAAGCUACUUUGGAGCACAUUUUGGAAAAAAGUGUCAUGUAUGAUACCGAUGACCCUAGGCCAAAAGCGAUCACGCAAACAAUAGCUGAACAAAUGUGUGUAGACAUGGAGCCGUUUGACUUAGUAAAUAAACUGGGGUUUUAA
Messenger RNA from Parnassius mnemosyne (clouded apollo), 387 nucleotides. The record is from the annotation of a GenBank genome assembly. NCBI's taxonomy places the organism in Eukaryota, Metazoa, Arthropoda, Insecta, Lepidoptera, Papilionidae.